Topomyia yanbarensis is the source of this 2122-nucleotide messenger RNA. RefSeq names its product BLOC-3 complex member HPS1 (gene HPS1). Bases 162 to 1961 code for a protein of 599 amino acids. Gene Ontology annotation, molecular function: guanyl-nucleotide exchange factor activity. Gene Ontology annotation, biological process: vesicle-mediated transport. The record is from RefSeq and is a predicted model, not a curated record. Gene Ontology annotation, cellular component: BLOC-3 complex. The transcript is spliced from 7 exons. Lineage: Eukaryota; Metazoa; Arthropoda; Insecta; Diptera; Culicidae.
AAAUAUGCUAUUCCGGAGAAGCGUAUAUGCGGUUGCUGUUUUUCCAUGUAUCUCACCCCGGUAGCGCAAACGUGAGCUAGAAGUGUACCUCAGAGGGAGUGUAUUUUGUGACAGGAUAUACAUUUCAAAGAAAAGUAUUUUUUAGAGUUUUAAAAUCAACAAUGGAAGGUGUAUUAAUAUUCGAUCAAAAUAAUGAUUUAAUGUAUCAGAAUUUCAACGAUGCAAUGCGUGCCAAAAUGUACAAACAUGCGAUCGACCUCGGUUUGAUGGAGGACGAAGGAAGGGAUGUUCGCAAGGAUCUCGACAGUAAUGUGCUGAUACAAAUCUUUAGUCCACUAGUCGCAUCUCAGCGUAUUAUGAUGUGCCAAUUUGAUAACGCGUACACGUCAGUGCAGAUGGAGAACAAUUUGAAUUUGGUCUUCGAUGAGUUUCUGGGAUACCUGUUUCUACAAAUCAGUGCUCAGGAAGUUGAUCUGGUUCGACGAGAGCUUGGAGUUUGUAUUUGUCUCCUCAAACAUAUAUGUGGUCCAAACAUUUAUACAAUCAAAAACGACACGAAAAAGUCCACCCUUUUGACCAGCCUAAUAAGCACAUAUCGCAAACUGUACCGGAUAAACCAAGGCAUUUUGGUAGAAGCUGUUGAACAACUGCUUGUCAAUGUUGAUGUUAAGAACACCGUAGUCUCCGCCUUGCAAGCCGCAACGGAAAAACUGAAACAAGACCCACACUCCCAGCGAAGUCAUUCGGUUAUGUUUGUCGGAAACAAGUUCCUUUCGCUGUACAGCAGUCGGCAGGCGCAGGAGUUGUCCCCGGCAGAUAUGCUAUUCUUGAACAUCUUUUGUCAAACCUUGGACCGUGGUGAAAAUUGCAAGCGAAUCGAGUCCCAUGUGCUGUUCCUGCAAGGAUGCAACAACCAAGCGACAUCCGGUUGUAUUCCACACAUUGUUCACGUUUCCAAACUAUUCGAUGAUGUAUUUUUGGUUCUCUUGAUUGAACAUGGGAAUAUUAAUCUUUCGGGCAAUUUGUACGAUGUGUUUUUUGCCCUCCAGAAGCUGCGAAACCUUCAAAUGCAAAUGGAUGUGGAGAACUUGCGGUCAGCUUUCGACAGAUUGGAAUCCUAUGUGAAACAUACGUACGAUUCGUUGAAGAAAAUCAAACACAACAGUCCUGAUACCGAUGAGGCGGUUAAAAAUUUCUCCGCGAAGUGGGAUAAUCUUCGGAAACGGUAUAAUGAUUUUUUCAAGACGUCCGACAACGCUUUGAUUGUGAAGAUUGAAUCAAAUAUGCCCAUGUUUGUGGAGGCAGUAAAGGAGGUUUUUAAGCUACUCUGUGCGGAAUGCAGUACAUUAGAGCACGGACUGCAGCGUGUGUCGGAUAUAGCCGAUAUGGUCGAGGAUAAGCUGACGGAAGUAUUCAACUUUUUGCAGGUCAAAUCACAGAAAAACUUCAGCAUGGGAUCGUAUUUAGAAGACUUUCCAGGAUUGGUUCAUUUCAUACAUAUAGACCGGAAUAAUGGAAGAAUCGUUGCUCCAGGGCUGGACCAAGAAGAUUCGUCGAAUGUUUUAAAGGAAAGAAUUUGGUCCAUGGUAGAACUCUCGCGACACUAUCUCCACAAGGGUCACACGUCCAUGAUCUGGAAGGACGUCACCUUCAGCUACGGGUAUUUCAUCUGGUUCGAAGAUGCAAACGGCACUGCAUUAAAACCUAAGGAAUUUCCAGACUUUUCCACGGUUUCAACCAAGCCGCAACUGAUUGCAGGAAUUCUAGCAGGCGACUACUAUCAACGACUGAUAGAAACCUGCUUCCCAAGGACGGCACCGAGUAAAAUACGUUGCUAUGAGCUAUUCUGUGUGCAUCUUGGGUUGGUAACCUCGACCAAUGUACUGGAGCACUGCAGACGACUUGCCGUCACUAUCACCGAUCUGACGGGAUGCGUUGGAAACCCGAUUGACCUACUGUAAGUAGGUAGAAUGUGUUAACCGAGGAUAGCUGCAAUUUGUUUUGUUUUGUUAUAUGUAUAAGUUGUACCUCAUUACGUGGGUAGUCACAGGAAAGACGAUCUGGAAUGCGUCACACGCAGUUGAAUUAGUCAAAUAUAUGUGCUUUGUUUAGCCAAUUCGAA